Messenger RNA from Rosa rugosa (rugosa rose), 1438 nucleotides. RefSeq names its product caffeic acid 3-O-methyltransferase-like. The transcript is spliced from 4 exons. The record is from RefSeq and is a predicted model, not a curated record. Gene Ontology annotation, biological process: methylation. NCBI's taxonomy places the organism in Eukaryota, Viridiplantae, Streptophyta, Magnoliopsida, Rosales, Rosaceae. Bases 92 to 1204 code for a protein of 370 amino acids. Gene Ontology annotation, molecular function: S-adenosylmethionine-dependent methyltransferase activity; O-methyltransferase activity; protein dimerization activity.
UUCCUAGGUCCAAGAUAAACCCCUUCGGCCAAAACAAUCAUGUAUAAACAGUUCCAUAUCUUAAGUUUUGCCGUUUUGGUAAAGUGGUAAGAUGAGGAGCACAAGUUCCCAGACAAUUGACUCAACUCCAAUGGCUCAUCCACAACAAGAAGAAGAAGAACUGGGCAAACAAGCCAUACGUUUAGCCAAUGUCGUGAUCCUUCCGAUGGUUCUGAAGUCAGCUCUUGAACUCAACGUCAUAGACAUUAUCUGGGGUGCAGGCGACGGCGAGUCACUCUCACCGUCCGACAUUGCGGCUCAGCUCCCCACCAAGAACUCCAACGCCCCGGCUGUUCUGGACCGGAUGCUUAGGCUCUUGGCCAGCCACUCUAUACUCAAAUGCUCGGCCCGGACCGGAUCAGAUGGGCAGGUAGAGAGGUUAUAUAGUGCAGGACCCAUAUGCAAAUUCCUUGUCAGGGAUCAAAAUGGAGGAACCGGGUCCGUUGGUCCUCUGUUUCUCUUGCACCAUGAUAAGGUUUUCAUGGAAAGCUGGUUCCAUUUGAAUGAUGCUAUAUUGGAAGGGGGAAUUCCUUUUAAUAGGGCCUAUGGUAUGACAGCAUUUGAGUACCCAGAAACAGAUGAGAGGUUCAAUCGGGUAUUCAACCAGGCCAUGUCAAACCACACCACAUUGAUCUUGAAGAAGAUACUCGAUGUUUAUCGAGGGUUUGAGGGGAUCAAUGUGCUGGUUGAUGUGGGAGGUGGAAUUGGUGUUACUCUUAAUCUCAUCACCAACAAGUACCCCCACAUUAAGGGCAUCAAUUUUGAUUUGCCACACGUCCUAGCUGAUGCUCCUUCUUAUCCAGGUGUGGAGCAUGUUGGGGGGGACAUGUUUAAAAGUGUCCCACAAGGAGAUGCUAUAUUCAUGAAGUGGAUUCUUCAUGAUUGGAGUGAUGAACAUUGUUUGACACUUCUCAAGAACUGUUGUAAAUCUCUCCUUAGCUCUGGAAAAGUGAUCUUUGUGGAAUCAAUUCUUCCGGAAGUUCCUGAUAGUAGCGUUACAUCCAACAUUGUCUGCGAGCAGGAUUUACUAAUGUUUACUCAGAACCCAGGAGGGAAAGAGAGGACCAAAAAAGAGUACGAGGCAUUGGCACUUAAAUCUGGAUUUUCUCGAUUGGAAGUUGUUUGCUCUGCUUACAACAGCUGGGUCAUGGAGUUCCACAAAUGAGCAAAUCCUUGCAUCGGUGCAGUCCAAGAACGUGCUUGUUAUGUAAUAAUUGUAGGCUAUAACAAUGGUCUAAAUAACUUGGGGCAUCAAGAGUCCUCUUUUGCGCUGUUGAGUUCUAAUUUCUGUGUGUUCAGAUGUAGGCCAAGUUCAUUACCUGCUUUGGUUAUGGAUGUGGCUGUAUUACUUUGGUUGUAUUGAGCUUUUAUGCGUCUGUUUCUCCUUGUUUGAUUUCAA